CAAUUAUAUAUAUAUAUAUAAAUAAAUAAAAAAAUGGGGAACUGUCAGCACGGCCGGCCGGCGACGUGGGCCGAUGACGACGAAGACGACUAUGAAGAGGAGGAGGAGGAGAUGACAAGAGAGAUCUCAGAGAAGAAGAUGAAGAUGGAGCCAGUUACCAAGGAAGUGAAGAUCAAGAUAACUAAGAAACAAUUAGAGGAGUUAUUACACAAGGCUGAAAUGCAAGGCUUGCCUCUACAACAAGCUUUGAUGGUUCUCAUGAGUGUCGGCAACGUUGUCGGUGAGCCGGAGAAUGGUAAACACUGGCGGCCGGCGUUGCAGAGUAUACCGGAGGUGGCUGAGUAGUUAAUGGUGGUGUUUUUGUAUUAAUUUGCAUGAUCACUUGUCAUGUUUGUGGAUUAAUUAUUUUUGGUUGUCAUUGUACAGAUAUUAACAAUUAUUUUGUAGUGAAUAUAUAUUAUGAUUGUUUCUCUUUAA
Messenger RNA from Dioscorea cayenensis subsp. rotundata (Guinea yam), 477 nucleotides. RefSeq lists its product as uncharacterized. The record is from RefSeq and is a predicted model, not a curated record. Lineage: Eukaryota; Viridiplantae; Streptophyta; Magnoliopsida; Dioscoreales; Dioscoreaceae. The transcript has a single exon. Bases 34 to 345 code for a protein of 103 amino acids.